AUGUCGCGAUUCUUCAAAGGCACCGGCAGCGACAGCGACUCCUCCGAGUCCGAGGACGAGGUCCUCUCCGAAGAGGAGGAGGAGAGAUCCGAAGCAGAGGAAGAAUCUAGCGAGGAGGACUCGGAUGUUGAGGAGGACGAGGACGAGUCUGAGGAUGAGGAGGCCGGUGGGAAGACCGGUGCUAGUGCGUUCUUGAAGGAUGUUUCAGAGAGCGAGGAGAGUGAGGAUGAGGAGAAGGUUACUGUUGUUAAGAGCGCGAAGGAUAAGAGGUUGGAGGAGUUGGAAAAUACGGUGCGGUUGAUUGAGAAUGCUGAGAAGAUUGGGGAUUGGGCUGUUAUUUCGGCUGAAUUCGAUAAGUUGAACCGCCAGAUCGUCAAGAUCACACAGGCUGGCCCGACCCCCAAGAUUUACAUCAAGACUGUUGCCGACCUCGAGGAUUUCGUCACCGAGACUAUCGCCAAGCAGAAGACCUCCGCUAAGAAGAUGAACCAGAGCAACUCCAAGGGCUUCAACGCCGUUAAGCAGCGUAUCAAGAAGAACAACAAGGAAUACGCCACCCUGGUCGACAAGUACCGUGCCGCCAAGGAUGACUUUAUGGAGAGCGACGAGGAGGAGGCUGCCCCCCAGAAGCCCGCUGCCGCCCCCGUUGCUGCCCCCAAGCCCUCGAAGGUCGAGCGUGUUCAGGCCCCCGCUGCCGCCGUUGAGGAGGACGACGGUUUUGCUACUGUUGGUCGCGGUGGUAAGACUCUGCAGUACACUCCUGAGAGUAUCCUCAAGCACCUCCGUGUGAUCCUCGAGUCCCGCGGAAAGAAGAACACCGACCGUCUGGAGCAAAUCAAGACUAUGGAGAAGCUUCUAGAGGUUGCUCAGACUUCUUACCAGCGCAUCCGUGUGUAUCUGACCCUCAUCUCCACCCGUUUCGACCUUUCCUCGUCCUCGGCCGCCAACUACAUGAGCCCCGACCAGUGGAAGCUUGCUGAUAAGGAACUUUCGGCUCUCUUGGGUGUUCUGGAGCAGAACCGCAACUUUGUUGUUGCUGAGGGUGCUGAGGAGUGGGAUGACGAUGACAGACAGCCCCAGCCUGCCGAGGGCGAGAUUUUCUACAUCCCCGGCAGCAUCGUGUCGUACAUCGAGAGACUGGACGACGAACUCACCCGGUCACUGCAGCAGAUCGACCCCCACACUGCUGAGUACAUUGAGCGGUUGAGCGAUGAGCAGCAGCUGUACAGUAACCUUGUCCGCGCCCAGAUCUACGUCGAGGGCAUCAGCAAGUCCGACAAGAGCGACCCUCGACAGGACAGCGUCAACAGAAUCGUCAUGAGACGGUUGGAGCACGUCUACUUCAAGCCUUCUCAGGUUGUUGCUAUCCUCGAGGAGAGCGCUUGGAAGGCUCUUCCUGAGACCUUGAUGUCUGCCACUACUCCUCGCGAGAAGGCCAGCGAUGUGAACAACCUCGUCCAGGCCCUCUGCAACUACCUCUUCGUCAACAGCGACGGCAUCAUCAAGGCACGUGCCAUGCUUUGCCAGAUCUACUUCCUUGCCCUCCACGACCAAUACUACCGGUCUCGCGACUUGAUGCUCAUGUCCCAUUUGACUGAGAGCAUUGCCAACUUCGACGUCAGCACCCAGAUCCUCUUCAACCGCACGCUCGUCCAGAUCGGUCUGUGCGCGUUCCGUGCCGGUCUCAUCUACGAAGCCCAGAACACCCUCUCCGAGGUCUGCGGCAGCGGACGUCAAAAGGAGCUGCUCGCCCAGGGCAUCAUCCUCCAGCGGUACUCGACCGUCUCGCCCGAGCAGGAGCGUCUCGAGCGCCAGCGCCAGCUGCCCUUCCACAUGCACAUCAACCUGGAGCUUCUGGAGUGCAUUUACCUCACCUCGAGCAUGUUCCUGGAAGUUCCCCUGAUGGCGCAGACGUCGUCCUCGCCUGAGAUGAAGCGCCGCGUCAUUUCCAAGACCUUCCGCCGCAUGCUUGACUACAACGAGCGCCAGGUCUUCACCGGCCCCGCCGAAAACACCCGCGACGGUGUCAUCAUGUCUGCCAAGUUCCUCGCUGCCGGCGACUGGCAAAAGGCCGCCAACAUGCUCAACUCCAUCAAGAUCUGGGACCUCAUGCCGCAGCCCGACAAGAUCAAGGCCAUGCUCUCCUCGCAGAUCCAGGAGGAAGGCCUGCGCACCUACCUCUUCACCUACGCCCCCUUCUACGACAGCGUCUCUCUCACCACGCUCUCCUCCAUGUUCGACCUCCCCGCCAAGAAGAUCGCCGCUGUCAUCAGCCGCAUGAUCUCGCACGAGGAACUCGCCGCCGCCCUCGACCAGGUCAAUGACGCCGUCGUCUUCCGCAAGGGCGUCGAGCUCUCCCGCCUGCAAUCCCAGAUCGUCACCCUCGCCGACAAAUCCAUGAACCUCCUCGAGGCCAACGAGAAGACCCUCGAACAGCGCACCCAAGGCAUGGCCAACGCCUUCCAGCGCGAUCAGGGCGCCGGCGCCCGUGGUGGCCGUGGCGGCCGUGGUGGCGGCCAGGCUCGAGGUGGUGGGCCCAGAAUACCUGGCGGGCAGCAGGGCCGUCGGCCUGGUGGUCAGCAAUUCGGGGGUGGUGCAUUGGGAGGAGCGAUCAAGGCUUAA
Molecule: messenger RNA, 2622 nt
Organism: Aspergillus chevalieri
Lineage: Eukaryota; Fungi; Ascomycota; Eurotiomycetes; Eurotiales; Aspergillaceae
Gene: nip1
Product: translation initiation factor eIF3 core subunit c
Exons: 2
Coding region: 1-2622 (873 amino acids)
Biological process (GO): translational initiation
Cellular component (GO): eukaryotic translation initiation factor 3 complex
Molecular function (GO): translation initiation factor binding; translation initiation factor activity; RNA binding
Source: RefSeq, a predicted model, not a curated record